Molecule: messenger RNA, 1716 nt
Organism: Lingula anatina
Lineage: Eukaryota; Metazoa; Brachiopoda; Lingulata; Lingulida; Lingulidae
Product: cyclin-H-like
Biological process (GO): DNA-templated transcription; regulation of transcription by RNA polymerase II
Cellular component (GO): transcription factor TFIIK complex
Molecular function (GO): cyclin-dependent protein serine/threonine kinase regulator activity
Source: RefSeq, a predicted model, not a curated record
AUGACAGUAGGCUAUAGUGAAGAGAAUAAAGACGAUGGCACAAGUUUUUUAGACUUAAAGGAAGAAAGGAUUUUACUUCGUCACUAUGAAUAUGCUCUCAAAGAAUUCUGUGCACGCUUCCAAGAUUCUGGACCACAUGAAAAUAAAGUUAUUGGGUUGCCAAGAGAAGUUGUUGGAACAGCUAUUAACUAUAUGAAAAGGUUUUUUCUCAAUAAGUCAGUAAUGGAUUAUCACCCAAAGGAUAUAAUGCUUACCUGUGUAUAUUUGUCAACCAAAGUAGAAGAAAACCAUGUUUCUCUCAGAACCUUUGUAUCUAACAUAAAAGGAGACCCUGAUAAAAAUGCUGACAUUGUCCUCUGUUUUGAACUUUUACUAAUGAAGGAGCUGCAUUACCACAUGACAAUACACAAUCCAUUCAGAGCAUUGGAAGGCUUGAUUAUUGAUGUGAAGACAAGAUGCAAAGCUGUUCAAGCCAUGCCCACAAAAGAUGUUGAAAAAUUAAGGAAGGGGGCAUUUGACUUUAUUGACCGCUCCUUAAGUACAGAUGCCUGUCUAAUAUUUGCUCCAUCACAGAUUGCUUUGGCUGCUUUACUUGCAAGCGCAAGUGAACAAAAAAUUAAUUUAGACAGCUAUGUAACAGAAACCCUUUUAAUGUCUGAAAGCCAAGAACAUGUGCACAAAGUGAUAGAGCAAGUUAAAAGAAUCCGUUAUAUGGUGAAACAUAUCGAACCCAUAAGUAAAGAAGAUGUGAGGAACAUACAUAAAAAAUUGAUGAAGUGUAGAAACCAGGAAAAUAAUCCAGAAAGUGAAGUCUAUAAAAGAAAGAUGGAUGAGCUGUUAGAGGAAGAGGAGGAAUACCAGUCUCAAAAAAGGGCUAAGAUUGCAGAGGAAGAAAAACUUGCUGAGAAAAACCUUGUUGGUUUAUGACACAGACAGAAAUUAUGGGAAUUAUUGCUGAAUCAUACUUAAGCCAUUAGAGAAAUAGGUUCAAAAAACAUGAUUUAACAAUGGAGGCAGACUUGUAGGAGACAAAGCGAUAGAUGAUACUGAGCUGUGUCUGUGUUUCUUUUUCUCUGAUGCAGAGAAGUAAUUCCAUGUAGUAUUAACUAUCAUAUAUGUUUAACAUCAGGGAUUAUCAGAAACUGAACAAAUUAAUUCUUCAGAUGUUGUGGAACCCAUACAGGAUUUUACUGCAACAUAAGUACCAAAAAAAGACAAAAAGGAUUAUCAUAGCAUCAGACCCGAUUUCCGUGCUCUUAUUGAUCUAUCUGAUAUAACAGUGUAUCUGCUAAAAUAUUUUUUGUAAAUAUAUUUAAAAGAUAUAGUAAAGAAUGGGAGAUCAUCAUGGCAUUUGUCUUACUGAUCCUGUUAUUACACUAAUGUUGCCAAGGCAAAAAUGCUGUAUAUGCUGAUAAUGAAAGUAUCAGGUUAACCUUCAUGUACAAGUAUUUCGCAUUUCAGUGCCCUGUGUAAGUCCACUGAAAAAGACCUUUGCAUUGGAUAAUAAUUUAGUUGAGAACUGUUGUGUAUUGUGUAAGUCCACUGAAAAAGACCUCUGCAUUGGAUAAUAAUUUAGUUGAGAACUGUUGUGUAUUAUAUUUAUUUAUACCAAAUCUUUUAACUGAAAGUAAGAGACAUGCUAGAUCAAUGUUUAGUGGACCUUAUUUACAGAUGGUCACUUCUAACAUUAAUUGCUUAUACUGUGACAGUAAAGAA